UGUUCUUUUCUAGGUUGAGUUGAGUUUUCUCUUUGAGGUCUAUGAUUGUUCUUGGAAAUGGAAGGCCUUUAACGAGUGGUGGGGGAGGAACUACGGCAGGGCUAACAACAGAUGCUGCUUUGACAUAUCUCAAAGCUGUGAAGGAUAUGUUUCAAGACAAUAAAGAAAAAUAUGAGACUUUCCUUGGAGUCAUGAAGGACUUCAAAGCUCAGAGAGUUGACACUAAUGGCGUCAUAACAAGAAUCAAAGAUUUGUUCAAGGGCUAUGACGACUUGCUUUUGGGUUUUAAUACUUUCUUACCGAAGGGGUAUAAAAUUACUCUUCAGCCGCCCGAGGAUGAGAAACCUAAGAAGCAAGUGGAUUUCCAAGUAGCUAUCGAAUUUGUCAACAAGAUUAAGGCGCGAUUUGGAGGUGAUGAGCGUGCAUAUAAAAAAUUCCUAGACAUCUUGAACAUGUAUAGAAAGGCAACCAAGUCCAUCAACGAGGUCUAUCAAGAGGUUACUCUAUUGUUCCAAAACCAUGAAGAUCUGCUCGAAGAGUUUUUUCAUUUCUUACCUGAUUUUCGAGGAUCAGUUUCUGUUAAUAACCCUCUUUUUAGAAGGAAUACAGUACCGUAUGAUAGAAAUUCACCAUUUCAUGCCAUGCAUCCAAAGCAUUAUGAGAAGAAAAUAAAACGGAGUAAGCAUGAUGAGUAUACUGAAUUCUCUGAUCAACGAGAAGAUGGUGAUGAGAACCUUGUGGCCUACUCUGCUGAAUCCCUUGCUAAUCAAGGUCAAUGGCCAGGAUAUCCUAAGGUAGAGGACACCGAGGGGAUUCAAAAUUAUGAAAAUAAUGGGGGUCAUGAAAGACAUCCAGACCUCGGAAGUCAAAAAAAUCUGCUGUCUACCAACCAUAUGGCCAAGGCAAUAAAUGAAUUGGAUCUUGCUGACUGCGCACAAUGUACACCAAGUUAUCGUCGCCUGCCAGAUGAUUAUCCCGUUCAGAUUCCAAGCUACAGAAAUUCACUUGGUGGAAAGGUACUUAAUGAUCAUUGGGUAUCUAGGACAUCGGGGAGUGAGGAUUACUCAUUCAAACACAUGCGCAAAAACCAGUAUGAAGAAAGCUUGUUUCGAUGUGAGGAUGAUAGGUUUGAGUUGGACAUGUUACUUGAGUCUGUGAGUGCAACCAUUAAGCGUGUGGAAAUUCUUCUGGAAAAGAUCAACAACAACACAAUCUCUAUAGAGACACCAAUUUUGCUGAACCUAAGAUGCAUUGAGCGGUUGUACGGGGAUUAUGGGCUUGAUGUCGUGGAUUUUUUGAAGAAGAGUACUUCUCAUACUGCCUUACCGGUGAUACUAACACGCUUGAAGCAAAAACAAAAAGAAUGGGCUAGGUGUCGCUCUGAUUUCAGGAAAGUAUGGGCUGAAGUAUAUGCUAAGAAUCAUCAAAAAUCACUAGAUCAUCGUAGCUUCUAUUUCAAGCAGCAGGACUCCAAGAAUUUGAGCACAAAAGGUUUAGUGGCAGAAAUUAAAGAUAUCAGCGAGAGAAAGCAUAAAGAAGACCUGAUUCGUGCCAUUGCUGUUGGAAAUAAACCCUCUUUCACCCCAGAUAUGGAGUUCAGUUAUACUGAUACACAAGUUCAUACUGACCUAUAUCAACUAAUCAAGUAUUAUUGUGAAGAAAUAUAUGCUACUGAACAGGCGGAUAAAGUCAUGGAGCUGUGGGUAACUUUUUUGGAACCGAUGCUUGGUGCUCCUUCUAGGUCUCAAACUAAUGAGACAAUGAAGGAUGUUGCAAAUAUCGAAGACACCCAAGAGCACCAUGAUGCAUGUGAGGCAGUGAAGGAAAACACAUGUGACGGUUCUCUGGCCUUAAACCUUAAACCUUUAACACCUCCAAAAUCGCCUAACAAUGAAAACCCAAUAUUACAAGGAAGCUCUUUUCCGCAAGAUAUCCCACUAGAAAGCAUUCAUCAAGAUAAACUGCAUGAUGGUGCAACUUUAACUAAUGAGGAUAGCAAGCCUUCCAAACUUGUGUCACCCAAAAAUGAUUUGAUAAUGGAGCGUGUAGAGAAUCGUAGUAAGGUUAGUGAUGUAUCAAUGGGAGAGCGUAAGGUCGAGCGUGAAGAGGGUGAAUUAUCUCCCACUGAAAGUUUCGAGCACGAAAAUAUUGAGGUUUAUAAAGAGAAUGAGCUCGAGCCUGUACAGAAACUGCCAGACAAUGAAAGAAGUAAUAAAGAUCGAGAAUACAAAGAGGGUGCAUAUGGUACUGAAGCUGGAGCAAGAAGCAAUAUCCAACCUGAAGAUGAUGAAAAUGCCUCUAAAAUUAUUGUUUCAGCAAGCAAGUUUGGUGGCCAAGUUUCUUCCGAUGAAGAGCAUAAAGGAGCUAUGAACUGUGACCGACGUGAUAGUGUGGCUGAGAGUGAAAACGAGGCUGGAGGGAUGGUUAAUUCUAACGCGGGUGGAGAUGGAUCUUUUGUCACAUUUUCAGAACGGGAUCUGCAACUUGUAAAGCCCCUUGCAAAGCAUGUGCCUGGGACACUGCAAGCAAGUGAAUGUGACUCCCGGAAUGAUUCUCGAGUUUUCUAUGGGAAUGACUCAUUUUAUGUGCUUUUUAGGCUUCAUCAAAUAUUGUACGAGAGAAUACAAUUAGCAAAGAUACAUUCAGAGAGGAAAUUGAAAGCUCCAGAUAGCACAUCUACUGAUUCUUAUACCAGGUUCAUGGAGGCCCUUUAUAAUUUACUUGAUGGCUCUAGCGACAAUACAAAGUUUGAAGAUGAAUGCCGAGCUAUUAUUGGAGCACAAUCAUAUAUUCUCUUCACAUUGGACAAGCUAGUUCAAAAGUUUGUUAAGCAUCUUCAUGUAGUCGCAGCGGAUGAGACAGACACCAAGCUUCUGCAACUAUAUGCAUACGAGAACUACAGAAAACCAGGAAGAUUCUUUGAUAUGGUGUACCAUGAGAAUGCUCGAGCCCUUCUCCAUGAUCAGAACAUAUACAGGAUUGAAUAUUCAUCUGCCCAAACCCGUCUCUCGAUUCAGCUUAUGAACAGAGGGAAUGAUAAGCCUGAAGUUACAGCUGUAACAGUGGAACCAGGUUUUGCUAAUUAUCUACAGAAUGACUUUCUCUCGUUUGUCCGUGAUGAAGAGAAACCUGGACUAUUUCUGAAGAGGAACAAGGCGAAAUUAAGCGGUCCGGAUGAUGAAUCUUCAGGGACGUCGCGUGCAAUGGAAGGACUAAAAAUUAUCAAUGAGGUCGAAUGUAAGAUAGAUUGCAGUUCUUUCAAGGUCCAGUAUGAACCAAACACAACAGAUCUUUUAUAUAGAAGAAAGCAGAAGAAAACUUCUGAUAGUAGUGAACUCUCGAGAAAGCAAAGAAUAUCGCGCUUUCACAUGAGUCUUAACCGCAGACUUGUUGCUUUGCCUUAAUUCAAGAACGCCGUGUGAAGUCUUUGCUGAGAUAUGCAAGAAUCAGUAGUAGGAGACUAGAGAGAUAAACUGUCUUUGACAAA
Molecule: messenger RNA, 3487 nt
Organism: Arabidopsis arenosa
Lineage: Eukaryota; Viridiplantae; Streptophyta; Magnoliopsida; Brassicales; Brassicaceae
Source: the annotation of a GenBank genome assembly